AUGGCAAUGGCGACCCCCAUCCGCAAGAAGAGGAACUUCAAGGCCCUCCAGCUCAAUGUGGCAGAGUCGCCCGCCACCGUCAACACUGCAGAGCCAGUCCCCAUCCGCCAAGCACCGCCGCCUGUCGCAGCACCAGCGGCAUCGGCACCCGUUGGGAGUGGCAAGAAGCGACCCCCGCCCAUGGUCAUCAAAGCUCCCAAAAUCCCAAACCACAGCGGCGCCGUGUCAGCUGUCGAACAAGACGGCAACUUGCUGACCGUCACCAGCACUGCAGGCUCAGCACCGCACUCAGCCUCGCCGGCAGUACGGCGGAACACGUAUCAUGCCACCCUUUCCAGUACGCUGGCAAACCUCGACAUGAACGCUGAGAUCAAGUUCGACUUGAAGGAGGGGGAUCUCAAGGACCUGCAGGAGCUUGGUCAGGGCAACGGAGGAAGCGUGAAGAAGGUGGAACAUGUCCCGACGAAGACGAUCAUGGCGAAGAAGAUUGUCCUCAUCGAUGCGAAGCCAUCGGUACGGAAGCAAAUUCUCCGCGAACUCCAGAUUAUGCACGACUGCCACUCGAAGUAUAUCAUCUCCUUCUGGGGCGCUUUCCUCGCGGAUCCCAACAUCUGUAUCUGCAUGGAGUUCAUGGACAAGGGCUCACUUGACGGUAUCUACAAGAAGAUUGGACCCAUUGACAUCGAUGUCGUCGGGCAAGUCGCUUUGGCUGUGCUCGAAGGCCUGACAUAUCUCUAUGAUGUUCACCGUAUCAUCCACCGAGAUAUCAAACCCUCAAAUAUUCUAUGCAAUUCUCGGGGAGAAAUCAAGAUAUGCGAUUUCGGCGUCUCGGGAGAGUUGAUAAACUCUAUCGCGGACACUUUUGUAGGCACGUCAACUUACAUGAGUCCCGAGCGCAUACAGGGAGCGCAAUACACCGUCAAAUCCGACGUCUGGUCCCUGGGCAUCUCAUUAAUCGAACUUGCUCUCGGUCGUUUCCCUUUCUCCCAAUCGAUGUCAGACGAUGAAGACGAAUCCGAUUACGAGGGAACUCUAUCACCCGCUCGUCCAGGGUCCAUUUCGCUCUCUGGCCUCCCGCCAGCCCGCAUCAGGAGAAAUACGCCGAAGAAAGAUAAGCGGAAGAGCAAGGGUGUCAGCUUGCAGGGCGGUGGGAUGACCAUGAGCAUUCUGGAGCUGCUGCAGCACAUUGUGAACGAGCCGGCACCGAAGCUGACGCCUGAGGGUCGCUACCCGAAGGAGGCGGAGUCGUUCAUCGAUAGUUGUCUGUUGAAGGAACCCGAUCUGAGAAAGACGCCAAAGGACCUUCUGAAACACCCUUGGAUAGACCAAGCGCGCACCUCGACGGUCAACUUGGAAGAAUGGGCAAGCACGUUCUAG
Molecule: messenger RNA, 1377 nt
Organism: Cyclocybe aegerita
Lineage: Eukaryota; Fungi; Basidiomycota; Agaricomycetes; Agaricales; Hemipholiotaceae
Source: the annotation of a GenBank genome assembly